Messenger RNA from Protopterus annectens (West African lungfish), 1248 nucleotides. RefSeq names its product tetraspanin-33-like. Gene Ontology annotation, cellular component: membrane. Lineage: Eukaryota; Metazoa; Chordata; Ceratodontiformes; Protopteridae. The transcript has 8 exons. The coding region runs from base 147 to 959 and encodes 270 amino acids. The record is from RefSeq and is a predicted model, not a curated record.
UGCUUUUUGCCAUAGCAGUCAGACAUAAUGUUUUGCAAACAGCUUUACUGAUAAUUUUGCUGAUCUUCCUUGCAGUGAAAACAUUAUGUGAAAGGACUGUCACUGUUAAUUUAACAAGUUCCAGUUACGUACCGCAUGUCACAACUAUGGACACAAGUGCACAGCUGAACCGAGUGGAGGACUUCUCGUUUAUUAAUCCCCUGGUUAAAUAUUUUCUGUUUGUCUUCAGCUUCUUGUUUUGGAUCGUCUCACUUCUGAUGAUAGGAUUAGGCAUAUAUGCCAAAAUGGAGAAAGCAACAGAUACUGUCUGGGAAGCAUUUUUUGUUGAUCCAGCCAUCAUACUGAUUGUAGUGGGAGUGAUUAUGUUCUUCAUCACAUUCUGUGGAUGCACUGGUGCCCUACGAGAAAAUAUCGUACUUCUAAAGGCGUUCUCAAUAAGCCUUACCAUGAUUUUCCUGCUGCAGUUGGCUAUCGCAGUCCUUGGUUUUGUUUAUUCUAGCAAGGCACGUGCUGCUGCAAACAAAUUUAUGAAAAAAGCUAUAGCCCAUUACAGAGAUGACCCUGACCUCCAGAACCUGAUUGACUACAUACAAAAACAGUUCCAGUGUUGCGGAUGGAAUAAUUACACAGACUGGUCCAAGAAUUUGUAUUUCAACUGCACUCCAGAGAAUCCCAGCAGGGAGAAAUGUGGGGUACCUUACUCUUGCUGCAUAACGAUACCCAUAGAGACUGUUAUAAAUACAAUGUGUGGUUAUGGGACCCAGAACCUUGGCAUUCUAGAAGCUAGCAAACUUAUCAACCCAGAAGGCUGUGCAUACAAGGCAGCUGAUUAUAUAAAAGACCAUUUCUUUCUAGUUGGCGCACUUGUUCUAGGACUUGCUUUGCCACAGGUUGCUGGGAUUAUACUUUCUUGGAUACUGAUAUCUCAAAUUUACAAAGAAAUGGAGACUGUAUUUUAAAAUAGUAUGAUGAAAUCAGAACAACUGCAAGAAGAAAGCUUUGAAAUGAUGCCAGAAUUCUUAUCCCCAAUUACUGAAAAUGGGAAAAUGUAAAACUAAAUUGUAUCUAUUUUGAAAACUCAGAAUGGACUAUAUGUAGCUUAAUGGAUCUCUGCACCAGGGACCUGCAACAAGAUGUUCAACAUGCUGUGUUAAGUGAGAGAACACAAUUAUUCCUCAUAUACAUUCUUCAUUUAAUGUGUGUAUAUAUAUAUAUAUAUAUAUAUAUAUAUAUAUAUAUAUAUAUAUA